AUGAAAUUCAUUAUUCUCUCUGCAUUCCUCGUAGUCACUUUCGCUGUGCGAUGUUGGGUUGAGGUUGCAAAGAAUGGAGAGUCACACUCGCAUGAUGGACUAACGCUAGAACAAGCGGAGUGUGGAGACGAUUGCCGUUACUGUGGAAAAAUCACUUGGAAGGAGAACGGGAAACACAUGUCGGCUUGGGGCUGUGGUUGUGGAACGUCGAGCACCACUUUGCUCGUCGAGAUAGAUGGGAAAAUGUGUAACAAAAAGGGCAAAACAACGGCGAUGAAGGACACACAAAAAGUGGACCUGUUGUGCUGUGAAGGGGAUAAUUGCAAUUCGGCUGACUCGUCGAUCGUCUCAGCUGCAGCUCUUUUCCUGCUUGGAAUCGCUCACUUUCUGCUG
Messenger RNA from Mesorhabditis belari, 393 nucleotides. The record is from the annotation of a GenBank genome assembly. Lineage: Eukaryota; Metazoa; Nematoda; Chromadorea; Rhabditida; Rhabditidae.